Messenger RNA from Chaetura pelagica (chimney swift), 609 nucleotides. RefSeq names its product pancreatic alpha-amylase-like. The transcript is spliced from 5 exons. The annotation marks the transcript as partial. The record is from RefSeq and is a predicted model, not a curated record. NCBI's taxonomy places the organism in Eukaryota, Metazoa, Chordata, Aves, Apodiformes, Apodidae.
GUUAUUGACUUGGGUGGAGAGCCCAUCAAGGGCAGUGACUACUUUGGAAACGGCCGAGUGACAGAGUUCAAAUACGGUGCAAAACUGGGGACAGUGAUCCGCAAGUGGAACGGAGAAAAGAUGGCCUACUUGAAGAACUGGGGAGAAGGCUGGGGCUUUAUGCCUUCUGACAGAGCCCUGGUUUUUGUGGAUAAUCAUGACAACCAGCGUGGACACGGGGCUGGUGGAUCUUCCAUUCUAACCUUCUGGGAUGCCAGACUUUAUAAAAUGGCAGUUGGUUUCAUGCUUGCUCAUCCAUACGGGUUCACACGUGUGAUGUCAAGUUUUCGCUGGCCAAGAUAUUUUGAAAACGGACGGGAUGUCAACGACUGGGUUGGACCACCGAGUGACUCGGAUGGAUCCAUAAAGCCUGUGACAAUCAAUCCAGACACUACCUGUGGCAACGACUGGGUUUGUGAACAUCGCUGGCGUCAAAUCAAAAACAUGGUUAUCUUCCGUAACGUGGUGGACGGUCAGCCUUUCUCCAACUGGUGGGACAACAACAGCAAUCAAGUAGCCUUUGGCCGUGGCAACAAAGGCUUCAUCAUUUUCAAUAACGAUGACUGGUAA